Molecule: messenger RNA, 1405 nt
Organism: Aedes albopictus (Asian tiger mosquito)
Lineage: Eukaryota; Metazoa; Arthropoda; Insecta; Diptera; Culicidae
Exons: 3
Coding region: 69-1010 (313 amino acids)
Biological process (GO): regulation of transcription by RNA polymerase II
Cellular component (GO): nucleus
Molecular function (GO): RNA polymerase II cis-regulatory region sequence-specific DNA binding; DNA-binding transcription factor activity, RNA polymerase II-specific
Source: RefSeq, a predicted model, not a curated record
CUUUUAUUUGCAGAUAUUUCAUUAAACGGGUUCAAUCAGUAACUGGAAAAUAAGAAUUAGCACACACCAUGAAUUCUAUGAACGACUGCCGUAUCCUGGUCGAUGUGGACUGUAGCCGCUUCGAAGAUGACGCCUUUUCGCUGCUGGAUAAAUCCGCCGAGGUUAACGUGGUUCGCGACCUUAAGUCCUCUACGGUGGCGACCUUCGAUAAGACGAGCUUCCCUCACCUGAGCAGCUCUUCACGAACCCAGCUCAAGCAGCAGCUUCUCCGUGAGCAGGUCAAGAGCUAUGAGUUGGAGAAAAGCCCCUCCCCUUCACCAUCGGUCUUCUCCGUCAAGCUCCCGCUGGAGAACAUGGACAUCGAUCUGCCGAAAAAGGUCCUCCAGGUGGAAACCCGUCUGGAAAACCCCACCCGUUACCACGUGAUCCAGAAGCAGAAAACCCAGGUCCGCGAGUACGUAACGGCCGCACUCAAGCUCACCAAGCAAACCGUACUGCGUGAGGCGAAACACUCCCGCCUGUUGAUCCUGAGCAAGCUGUACGACUCGUUCAUCAACACCAAGCCCACAUCAACAACCACCUCCAGCGGGAACACUUCCAACAACUCGUCCGCGGCGGCCAUCCAAGCGCCAAGCUCCACGGCCAGCGUGGUGGCCAACACGCUGGAGCAGCAACAGGACUGGCGUCUGGAGAUGAAGCUGUCGGCACGCUUCGGCAAUCGGGUCUACCAAUCGUUCAUCGACGAGUUCGACUACAUCCGGGAGCUGCUGUGUCUGAUCCGCUUCGAGAUCCCCAAGUGGGUCUUCGUGGUUACGGAGUUUGAGAGUGAGAUUUCUUCGUUUCAGAACACCAAGACGGCUAUAGGUGUGGAAGAACUGCUGGCCAAGCAGACGCUGGCUGCCGAGAAAAACGCCAAACAUGAGAAGUUCAUCGAGGCAGAGGUGCGCGAUCGGAUCAAGAAGGACAAUCAUAAUUGCAGUAGGUACUGGGGAAAGGUGGGCGUCGGGUAAAGGUUUGUUUUUUUCCUUUGGCAUUUUUAUUUGAUAAGUUUAUAGUUUUAAGGGUUCUGCACAUAAAAUUGUUUUAGUUCAUAAGGUGUUCACAUAUAUUUAUUUUUCAGUUUAUCAUAUGAAUUAUUAUUAAUACCUUAAACAUAAUCAGAAACCAUAACUUUUGAAGUCUUUUAUUUAGGUUUUCAGGAAGCUAAUGAGUAUUUUUCAGAUUCCAACAUUCGCGUAAGGGGUUGAAGGCCGACAAUGACUGAUGGAUUAUGUACGAGUGCGCUAUUCAAGGUCGAACUCAUAACAUGGAGUGGAUUUCCCGAUGCCUGUGCUGCUGUUGUUGAUAAAAAUGAUCUAAGUUUUCAAAGUAAAAUAUGAUACAAGAUAUGUACAAAUAAAACAUA